AUGGCUAGCCGACAGGAAGAGUCCGAAGGCGGCGAGGAAAUCUGCAGGUUGCCGGAGGGGUGCAUCUCGCAUGUGCUCUCCUUCACGAUGCCUCGUGAUUCGUGCAGGUCGGCGCUCGUCUCGGCCACUUUCCGCUCCGCAGCGUUCCUGCCAUCCGAUUACCAGUCCAUCUUGUCGCAGGCCGUUGAUCCGGUCCGGUACUCGUCGAAGAGGGAUCUCUAUUUUCGUCUCUGCGACUCCAUUAUCAUCGGAAUGCUCCCUUCUCUCCUCGAUGCUGCCUUGAGUUUUGGAUUGGAGAGAUCAACGGGACAUAAAUGCUCCAUGAUAUCACCAAGAAGCAUGCAUAUUAUAGGGGGUGACGACAAACGAUAUUGGAGAUGGAUUUCUCUGCCCGAGCCAAG
Messenger RNA from Elaeis guineensis (African oil palm), 401 nucleotides. Lineage: Eukaryota; Viridiplantae; Streptophyta; Magnoliopsida; Arecales; Arecaceae. The record is from RefSeq and is a predicted model, not a curated record.